UUUGUUUUACAACGUUUUCCUUCGUCUUCAGUUUUCCGCCAAAUACUUCCGUUCUUUCUAUUAUAUUGAAAAUGGAUUCACAAGAAUACGAUAAGUUAGCACGACAGAUAGUGAAACAGUUGGAGCAGAUCAAUCAAUGUCUCGGUGAAGCGAGCAAGAAGCGUUCGAAACUGCAGCCCGGCCACAGCAACAGCACCAUCAACUACGAGGACAUUACGGGGCCUAUUUUAGCGUUGGCAAACGAAAUAGAAACUGCUUUUUCUGCGCAACCCACCCAAGCUGAUCAACGACCACCGGAUACUCCGACGGAAGAGGAUAUCGAUAGCUUUCUGGAUGCGGUCCGAUCACGUCCUUCCGGUAACCGGGCACAACGGCAGGGUUCGCUGAAAAGAACGACGUUCCCGCUUCAGCAGUCCCGAAUCCUGAACGAGAAUAACGUAACCGUCUUGGGCAAAACCUGUUCAGAUAUCUCCACCAUCGCUAGCAAAACGAUCAUACCGAAACCUCCGCCCGUUGAUGUGCCGGCUAUGAUGGAACGGUUGCGACAAGCGAUCGCGCUGCAGGCCAAAAUUGAAGCGACUGCACCGAUCUGUGAGAUCGAUCUGCCUGAAAUUCAUCAGCAUUAUCGUGAACGAUGGUUGGAGGUUGGUAAAGUUUGCCAAGACAUAAGCACGCUUUUUUCGGAUUUCAAAGCGCAAGUACAUAGCGCGAGUGGUAAUGGUCCGAAACAACCGACGAUCGUACGGGACGAGCUGGUGGACUGCAUGCAACGAUUGCAAUCGACGAUGAAUCAAGUGUGCUUCAUAAAGCGCGUCGAAAACCAGCCGGACCUAACGACCACAGUGAGCAAAGAAGCGUUUCCCUUAUCCGAAUGCUUGGAAUCAAUGGACGAAAAGAUUCGUCAGUAUCAUCCGUAGGUGUAAAGUGAGCAGAAAGAUAAGUAUGCGGUAUUAAAACUAAACCCGUAUUAACUUAAACCCCAACAACACUUGCUACGGGUUACGUUACAACGGGCGCUGGGCGAAUCUUAGCUGGGCUUAGCA
This is a messenger RNA of Anopheles aquasalis, 1043 nucleotides long. RefSeq lists its product as uncharacterized. The record is from RefSeq and is a predicted model, not a curated record. Lineage: Eukaryota; Metazoa; Arthropoda; Insecta; Diptera; Culicidae.